UAGAGGAGCGCACCGAACACAUCACUAGUGGAGCAGACUUCAUUUAGAGCGCCUAUAUCUCGGUUCAGCUCGUCUCUCUCUCUCGGAUGUUAUAUACCAAUGCAAAUACCAUCAGCAGGAGAUAACCGGGAUGUGUACGGAUGUGUAUGAGACAGACUUUUUUCCUCAAACUUGUAGCAACCUCCUCCAUUCAGUGAGUUGAGAGGUGGAUGAAACUUUUUUUUUUUUUGUGAAUGAGUAUCCCACCACCGCUGGCUGGCACAUCUGGACGCGUCGUCGGAGAGCUGUCAAGUCCAGUUUCCAACCGGACCUGACCUGACCCCCUUUUCCUCUUCUGAUUCGUCAACUUUAAAGGAGGAAUACUGGACUUUAAACUCUUCUCUUUCUUUAUUUUUACAACUUUUCUUUCAUAAUUACAAGGCACAAAAUGGAACACUUGGUCCUCAGAAUAGCAUGCGUCUUGGUGGUUAUCUGUCUCUUGGAUAAAAGGGUAGACUCCAACGAAAUCUUGGGCCUGAAGCUCCCCAACAUCGACCCGAUCCUGAAUGCCAACACGGUGUGUCUCACGCUGCCAGGUUUGACACGGCGCCAGCUGGAGGUGUGUAUGCGCAACCCAGACGUGACAGCUUCAGCAAUUCAGGGAAUCCAGAUUGCCAUCCACGAGUGCCAGCACCAGUUCAGAGGACACCGCUGGAACUGCUCCAGCCUGGAGACGAGGAACAAAAUACCCUACGACAGCAUAGUCUUUAAAAGAGGUUUCAGAGAGAGCGCCUUUGCGUAUGCCAUCGCAGCAGCAGGCGUGGUGCACGCAGUGGCCAACGCUUGCUCCAUGGGCAAACUGAAGGCGUGCAGCUGUGACGAGAAGCGGCGCGGGGACGAGGAGGCCUUUCGCAUCAAACUGCACCGUUUGCAACUGGAGGCCAUCCACCGAGGGAAGGGCAUGGUACACGGCGUCAUGGAGCACUUCCCCGCCGACCUGCCGGGACCCCAGGACUCCUGGGAGUGGGGCGGCUGCAGCCCCGACGUGGAAUUCGGCGAGAAGUUCUCCAGGGACUUCUUGGAUGCCCGCGAAACCUACAAGGACAUCCACGCCCGCAUGAGGCUGCAUAAUAACAGAGUUGGGAGACAGGUGGUGCUCGACCACAUGAGAAGGAAAUGCAAGUGCCACGGGACGUCGGGGAGCUGCCAGCUGAAGACCUGCUGGCAGGUCACCCCGGAGUUCCGGGUGGUGGGCUCCAUCCUCAAAGAGCGCUUCCACAUCGCCACGCUCAUCAAGGCUCACAACCGAAACACCGGACAGCUCGACCACUCCAACCACAACAACAACAACCACCACAGCCACCACAACCAUCACAACGACCACAACCACCACCACCAUCACCAUCAUCAGAGCAACCGCCACAACCACCACCACCAUACACACAGGCGGCGGCCGAGCGUCAACGAGCUGGUCUACUUUGAAAAGUCGCCAGAUUUCUGCGAGCGGGACCUGGGGUCGGACUCGGUGGGCACACAGGGCCGGAUCUGCAACAAGACCAGCCCUGGCAUGGACAACUGUGAGAGUCUGUGCUGCGGGAGAGGCCACAACAUCCUGCAGCAGACGCGGAGCGAACGCUGCAACUGCAAGUUUCACUGGUGCUGCUACGUGGUGUGCGAAGAAUGCAGGAUAACAGAGUGGGUCAGUGUCUGUAAAUGAAGAAACACACACUAAAAGACUGUACACAACAAAGAAAACAAAGAAAAAGAGACGUUUUUAAAAAUCAAGACUAUUCAUUUGAAAGGGGAAUAUGACUGUAAUAUAUGUGCCCCAUACCUUUUUGCGGUGGACUGCUGUUUUCCAGAAGAGCGAGGACAGAGUGUGUAGCAGUUGAGCCAGCAGAAAGAUAGAUAUGCAUGUUGGUAAAGAGGGUGCACAUGCGGGGUAUGUCUAAAGCUGCCACAACUCAGAGAGCUUGGAUGUUUACUGCCUUCCUCUUGAGAGAAAGGAACAUAUCAGAUAAAUAUCUGAAAGCUCUGAAUAUGAAAUCUGGGCUCAAAAAAACAACAACAUUAUUGUUGUUUCAUGUUGACUGACAUACAGCUGCAUGAUAUUCAGGUGAGCGUAGAGGGAGUUGAGAGUAAGCAGAUUGCAUGCAGAAAGAAAAUAAUAUUGCUUCCUAGCACCAGCAGUGUAUAAAGUGGAAAGGUUGAGACACAAAUAAACCUUUUUCACACAUCAGGAUUCACAAUGCACAGGAUUUGACACAGCACAACACACCUGGAGCACUUAAGGAUUUAGUGCCUUGUUCAAGGGCAGUUCAGUGUUUAUAGCAACUAUCAUGUCACACCUAAAAAAGACAGCAGGGGAUUGUCUGGUUUAACUGACACUGUGUAGAUGUAUCAGUCAAUGUUGUAUGCAUAAUGUGUAACCCUGCAGUAACAGUGAUGACACCCCUGAAUAAAUACAUUCACACGAGUCCCAAGACGGACUGGACUAUUUAAAUUAGAAGUUUCUGUAACACUUUAUAAUAACCAUCAUUUAUAAAUGGUAAAUUGAUAGUUAAUUAAAUUCAGUUAAUAGUUAUUUUACUUUUA
Sebastes umbrosus (honeycomb rockfish) is the source of this 2574-nucleotide messenger RNA. RefSeq names its product wingless-type MMTV integration site family, member 10a (gene wnt10a). The transcript has 4 exons. Gene Ontology annotation, molecular function: cytokine activity; frizzled binding. Gene Ontology annotation, cellular component: extracellular region. Bases 428 to 1696 code for a protein of 422 amino acids. Gene Ontology annotation, biological process: multicellular organism development; neuron differentiation; cell fate commitment. Lineage: Eukaryota; Metazoa; Chordata; Actinopteri; Perciformes; Sebastidae. The record is from RefSeq and is a predicted model, not a curated record.